AGGCGUGGCCCAAAAUGAGGUCACUUGUUUUCACGAGUCCUGAUGUAUCCAGAAACCUGAACGGGAAAGAACAGUGUGACAGUCCAGCCUGGGAGAGACGAUAUCCGUACGCUUUCUCUUUUCGCUCUGAAUACAAGGCUUUUUUUUUACAGAGACAGCGGGAUCAGUAGAGGAUUUUCCUUUUGUGAGAUCAAUCAUCACCUUUCUUUUCUCAACUGACAGGCUUUUCCUAAUGUCGCAAGAUUCAGACUCCAAGCCCUACUGCUUCUCAGUGCUGCAGGACCAAGAUGGAACUUCAUGCAGCUCCAUGCCCAUGGGUGCCUCAGGGUGCAGCUCCAUGGCACAGCUGCAUCGGAUGGGUGGAUACAGUCAAGGUGGGCCUGACUUAGGCCUCCCCUCAGAGGGCAGCGACAGCAGCGGUCAGGACCCUCCCGCCUCGAAGCACAAGCAUCGCAAGAACAUCCGCUCUCGAUCGCUCCCUGAAGAGGACAUGGAGAUGAAAAGCAGUGGCUCCAGCGGGAGUGGAACCGAAUCACACGGCAAUGAAAGCCACGGCAACGCAAGCCGUGGCAAUGAGAGUCUUGGCCAUGCGUCAAUGGGCAGCUCCAAUGGCAACAGCAAGGACUCGGCAAUACUGGAAUCUUCUGAAAGCAAUAAGAGCUCAAACUCUCACAGUCCGUCUCCUCCGAGCAGCUCCAACGCCUUCAGUCUGCUGAGCUCAGAGCAGGACAACCCAUCAACCAGCGGCUGCAGUAGUCAGGAGUCUGCCAAAGCUAAGACCCAGAAGGAGAUGAUUAAAACUCUGAAAGAGCUGAAGCUUCACCUGCCCAAUGAGAAGAGACACAACAGCAAGUCCUCUACACUGAACACCCUCAAGUACGCACUGCGCUGCAUCAAACAGGUGGAAGCCAAUGAGGAGUAUUACCAGCUGCUGAUGACCAAUGACAGUCAACCUUCAGGCCUGGACGUAUCCUCUUAUACGAUAGAGGAGAUAGACAGCAUCACUUCAGAAUACACCCUCAAAAACAACGACAUGUUUGCAGUAGCAGUGUCUCUCACCACAGGAAGGAUAGUCUACAUUUCUGAUCAGGCUGCCUCCAUCCUCAACUGCAAAAGAGACGUAUUUAAGAACAGCAAGUUUGUGGAGUUCCUGACGCCGCAGGAUGUUAGUGUGUUCUACAGCUUCACAACGCCAUACCGCCUGCCUUCCUGGAGCAUGUGCACUGGGGCAGAGUCAUCACCCCCUGACUGCAUGCAGAAGAAGUCCUUCUUCUGUCGUAUCAGUGGUGGUAAGGAAAGCGUGGGCCUUCUGCAGUACUAUCCGUUCCGCAUGACGCCCUACCGGAUGAAGGUUCAAGAUACAGUUCAUGCUGAAGACCAGUUCUGCUGUCUCCUGCUGGCGGAGAGAGUUCACUCUGGUUAUGACGCACCAAGAAUUCCGACUGACAAACGCAUCUUCACCACCACACACACUCCGAGUUGCAUGUUUCAGGAUGUAGAUGAGAGGGCGGUUCCUCUCCUUGGGUAUCUCCCCCAGGACCUGAUUGGCACACAAAUCCUCCUCCAUCUGCAUCCCCAUGACCGACCAAUUAUGUUGGCCAUUCACAGAAAGAUUCUGCAAUUUGCAGGACAACCAUUCGACCACUCCUCCAUCCGGUUCUGUGCGCGAAAUGGAGAAUAUGUCAUUCUGGACACCAGCUGGUCCAGUUAUGUCAACCCCUGGAGCCGCAAGGUGUCCUUUGUUAUGGGAAGACACAAAGUGCGAAUGGGCCCUGUGAAUGAAGAUGUUUUCUUGGCUCCUGUCUCCUCUGUCAUUGAGAUGAAGACCAUGGACUCUGACAUCCAGGAGAUUACUGAGCAGAUCCAACGGCUUCUGCUACAGCCGGUCCAUAACAAUGGCUCAAGUGGUUACUGUAGUCUGAAUAGAAACGACCACCUUGUGGGCAUGGGCUCCUCUAACGAGAGCCUUAACAACGGCAGCGGGGCCAAGAUCCAACAAGAGGAGGAGGAAGUGAGCAACAAAGCCAGACCGCGGACCUUUCAGGAAAUCUGUAAAGGAAUACAUCUUCAGAAGAGCCUGGAGCAUCAGACAACCAAACCAGACAUCAAGAAAAGCAAUGGCAAGUGUAUACAGAGAAGCUCAGCGGUGGUGCGGCCAAAAGACUUGACGCCACUCUACUGGAAGGACACCGGGGUCACAAUGGAGGAGAACCGGUCCUCCUCCAACGAGGAGACGGUCUUGAAAGAUCAGACCCUCUACUCCUACCAGCAAAUCAGCUGUCUGGACAGUGUUGUCAGGUACUUGGAGAGCUGUAAUGUUCCCAUCAGUAUGAAAAGGAAGUGCCAGUCCUCCUCUAACACCACAUCCUCUAACUCGGAUGAGGACAAACAGAAAGGACCUAACAGCAUGCAGGUGUCUGAAGAACCAGCCUUGUUGAAGAAUCAGUCUUCUCUCUCCGCUUUGGAAGAUCACGACAAAAAGUCCAGUGACGCGGCCACAGCGGUAGUGGGCACAUCCCUGCCCCUUUCUGUACCAAACAAACCCGAAAGUGUGGUGUCCAUAACCAGCCAGUGUAGCUACAGUAGCACCAUAGUGCAUGUUGGGGACAAGAAACCUCAACCGGACUCAGAGAUCAUAGGGGAUGUCCAAGGAACAGGAGAAACAGUAGAAUCCAGCCAGAGCCCCGGCGCUCCUCUCUGUGUUGUUUCACCUCCCAGUCAAGAGAGGGAGUCCUAUAAGAAACUCGGGUUGACCAAGCAGGUUUUGGCAGCCCAUACGCAGAAGGAGGAGCAGACCUUUCUGUAUCGCUUCAAGGAGCAUCAAGGACUUACAGCGCUUAAAGAAAACUGCUCUCAGUACCUGGAGCGUCAGAGGGAACAGAUCGCCAGCUAUGCUAUACCCGCUGCUCAGUCCUCCAAGCAGGAUGGACCAAUUGCAGAGCCCACCGCUCGGCGAGGUACACGGAACAAGAGGACCAAGUCAAAGCGGGCGAAGCAGAUGGAGUCCUCCGACAGCACAGUGUCCCAUCACAGACAGCAACACCUGCGGCCUCCUCUUCUAAACCACGGCCUUAACCUGACCUCUUGGUCGAGCUCUGACACCUCGCAGUCAACGUUCCCCAUGGCUUACCCCUCCGUGAUGCCAGGCUACCCCCUCCCGGUGUACCCCAGAGGCAGUUCUAUAGCCCCUCGCACAGACGCCACUCUUCAAGGCUUUGUGGACAAUCAGGGUACCCAGCCCCCUCCCUGCCCCCCACCCAUCCACACUUCUCCCUACACCGCCCCUAUGGUCACUCCUAUUGUGGCUCUCAUGCUGCCCAUGCCCUUCUCUCCAUUGGCCCCCUCACUGCCACCUCCACAGCCAAUGUACCAUGCAGCCACUGCUGGCUUCCCCACCCAAAUGCAGCCUUUUGGUCAGGCUGCCUUUCCAAUCCCAGGCCCCUUCGCAGCGUCUCCAUCCUUCACUGUCCAGAACCAGUUCAACUCACCAAACCACUUUGCUCUACCGUCGAACUACAUUCCCCCUUCGUUCUACUUUCCUCCAGUCUCGGAAACCUCAAAGGCACCCAUGGUUGAGAGCCAGUCUCGCUCCUCCACGCCGCAGUCUGGAGGAGGUGGAGGCCCGGCAUCUCCUCCCCUGUUUCAGUCUCGCUGCAGCUCACCCCUCAACCUGCUGGAGCUGGAGCUGUCGGUGGACCGGCAGGACAGCACAGCGUUCUCCUCUGGAGGUCAAGGGAAUACUAUUGCAGAAAGGGAGAAGGGAGCCAGUGGAAACCAGGCCAAAGAGAGGGAGCUGAGCAGUUCACGUGGCGAUGGGAACAACAGUGAUGCCAACUCUUUGUCCAGCGACAUGUUGGACAUUAUUCUCCACGAGGACUCAGCCGACUCGGGGUCCAUGGGCUCUGGAUCGAAUGGUUGUAGUACUUCAGCCAGUGGGACCUCCAAUAGCGGGACGUCUAACAGUAGGACAUCAGACAGUGGUACAUCAAAGAGCAGGACAUCAGCCAGUGGGACCUCCGGCAGUGGGACAGGAAGCAACAACAGUAGUAACUACUUUGGCAGCGUGGACUCGUCGCAGAACAGUCAGAAGGUCAAAGGUCACCUGAGUGGCAGCGAUGGCAGGCCUUUGGAGAUGGACCACAGUGAACACUUUAUCACUGACAUCCAGAGAGUGCUCAGAGACGACAGAGAGAAGCUGAGGAUGCUGCAGAAGAGCCAGCCGAGCUUUUCAGAGGAGCAGAAGAAGGAGCUGAUGGAGGUGCACACCUGGAUUAAGAGAGGAGGUCUGCCAAAGGAGAUAGACAUCAAGGCGUGCUCCUGUUGUAACAGCGUCUCGGAGGCAGCAGCGGUGGAGGAGGAACAGGCAAACCUGGACAUCGGUGAAACGGAGACACUGGAGGAGGGCUGUCAGCGGAGGCCCAGAGAGGAACCCUCAACCUCAAACUCUCUCUCAGAUACUACCAGCUAGACAACAAACUCUUCAAGAUCUUCAAAGUGUCAUCAAUUACCCGUCAGACUCUGUUUCUGCACAACUGUGAAAAGUGGCCUUCUUUGCGUGAAGCACUUAACUCUUCUCACAACAUUCAUUGCCGUCUUAAGUCAAAACGUUUGUUGAAUGUAAAUAUAUGAGUGCUGGAUUCUGUGACUGCAUAUGUUCAUUCACACAUUCUGUUUAGCACUUAAUAUAGUGCAGCAUCUGCAUUGAUAGGUCAUAGGUGAAACGCAAUGUGUGCCCAUGCACCGAGCAGCACAGUAGAUGUCGAACACACACAAACAAACCAGAGGCUGCAUCAUUCACAUGGCAGGAAGUGGCUCUUUGGUGUUCAAACUGCUGCGGUAAAAUAGUUGAUUCAGCUUUUUGUGUCGUGAUUUCCUCAGUUACAACAACAGCACGCUGAUUCAGCUUGUGGUAAAAACAGGCGGAGUUCAAUUUCAGUAACUCCUCUUCAGUGUUGUAUAGCCAUCACGCACUAAAUGAAUGCACAUUUGCACUUUGUGAGCUACACCAGAUAAAAGAUUAAAUGUGUUGUGUUUAGUCACUAGUAGCAAAUUAUGUCCAAAACACAAACUUGCUCCCGAAUGCAGCAGGCAUGGACUCACAAUCUGAAGCUUUUCACCACCUCCAUCCUGAAAACAUACUCCCAUACCAUGCAAUACUAAACGUACAAUAUUAUAUAUUGAACUUAAGUGAUGUAAUACUAUAAUGUAUCAUAAAUGGAAAAGUCCAUAUGUUACUGAACACCAGGUACGAUGUAGGUGGUGAAACCAUUAUUGACUGAAAAAGAUAAACAGCAUUUAAUCACGAGUGCAUGUUAUAAUGUUUAUGAGAAUGUAUCAUUCAAAGGGAGCUUUGUGUCACUUGUAACCUUAUGAAGUUUUAAGUUUUCAAUGUUUAUGCAUAUUUCUAUUUAGCAUCUUUGUCAGUAUCACCUGUGAAACAUGACUCUCAUUUAAAGAAACUUUAAUUUAAUGCAUUUCAAAGCUUGUGUGAAUGUAAUGGUCUCUGAGCAUAUAUUUAUAUUUUUUCAUACAUCAAUUACUUCUUUUUGAAACAAAUGUGUAUUUUUCAUUCAUCUUAAAAGAACCAAUAGUAUUAAUAUUAAGCAUACAUGUGUUUCAAAUGUGAGUUGUGAAAUCACCAUCAGGAGAAAUCCCACCAUGGACUGGAAAAUACUGGUAUGUUGUUUAUGGUGGGUGGUAAAUGUAAAUUGGGGGGGGAAAAUUGUUUUCCCCAGUUUUCAAAGUGUGUCACAUAACACUUGUAAUGGUCUGAUGUUGACCCUCAUAAAUGUGGAAAAGAGCCUCCUGAGCAUCCUGUGGAAGUGUCUGAAGCUCAUUACCGUUUUGUGUGGUCAUCUCAGAAGUGGAAGUUUAGGGUUAUUGCACGGGUAUAAAGCACACAGAUGUCAAGUGACUGUGGAGAGCUUUCCUUCACUUUGAAGCUCAUCUGCUCUUCAUGGCAAAUUGAACAUGUUCCUGAAUUUGUCAUUUGUCUUUCUGUUAUUUGAACAGGCACUGACAACAAUGCACCUUUUAUUUCCCCCUUUUUUAAGUGGCGAAUGUUCUCGAAAUAAAACGUUGCCAAAUUUUAAUGUGACGGUUAAAAUGUCUGCUUCUUUCUUGCAUACAGGCUAUAAAAGACGUGUCAUCGACAAGCAGCACAUAUUACCUUAAAUAAAACAAAUACGAAACUCA
Messenger RNA from Eleginops maclovinus (Patagonian blennie), 6195 nucleotides. It is a transcript of the gene per2, whose product is annotated as period circadian clock 2. Bases 233 to 4468 code for a protein of 1411 amino acids. Gene Ontology annotation, biological process: entrainment of circadian clock by photoperiod; circadian regulation of gene expression; negative regulation of transcription by RNA polymerase II. The record is from RefSeq and is a predicted model, not a curated record. The transcript has 23 exons. Lineage: Eukaryota; Metazoa; Chordata; Actinopteri; Perciformes; Eleginopidae. Gene Ontology annotation, cellular component: cytoplasm; nucleus. Gene Ontology annotation, molecular function: transcription corepressor binding; transcription cis-regulatory region binding.